AUGUUGAUAGAAUAUGAAAACUUAAUUAAAUUCAACGAAAAAGACGGCGAGAUUUCUGUCUCGCCGUCCUUAUAUCAAAAAGAGAGAAAAGAGCCCUGGAAUCGAGGUUGUAUCUACGAAAAAGUUAGCAAUUAUCAUAUUUUUUACUUGUCAGUCAAUGGAGGAUGGAGUACCUGGAGAUAUAGUGAUGCUUGUUCAAGGACCUGUGGAGAAGGGACAAGAACAAGAACACGUUAUUGCAACAACCCUGUACCGUCGAAUGGAGGAUUGCAGUGUGCUGGAAUGAGCACAGAGGAAGAGAAAUGCAACACAGCGGCUUGUUCUGUCAAUGGAGGAUGGAGUACCUGGAGAUACAGGGAUGCUUGUUCGAGGACCUGUGGAGAAGGGACAAGAACAAGAACACGUUAUUGCAACAACCCUGUACCGACGAAUGGAGGAUUGCAAUGUGCUGGAAUAAGCACAGAGAAAGGGAAAUGCAACACAGCGAUUUGUUCUGGUAGCCUUUUUAUUUUGAGAGAAUGUUUUAAUACUCUGAAUGCGUAGAAUAAACAUAAAUUUAACGAAAGAAUUGCUGAUAGUAUAU
Molecule: messenger RNA, 583 nt
Organism: Hydractinia symbiolongicarpus
Lineage: Eukaryota; Metazoa; Cnidaria; Hydrozoa; Anthoathecata; Hydractiniidae
Product: semaphorin-5A-like
Exons: 4
Coding region: 1-543 (180 amino acids)
Source: RefSeq, a predicted model, not a curated record